AUGGCUCCUCAGUUGGAUCCCUUUUUCCAGAAGGUGGAUGAGCUCAAGCAGCCCUUCAUUGAGCGCUUGAGAGAGGCGGUUGCAAUCCAGUCCGUAUCGGCACAGGCAGAGAGCAGGCCAGAUGUCGUCAAGAUGGGCCACUGGGUCGCCGACCAGCUCAAGACUCUCGGUGCAGAGGUCGAGCUGAGAGAGCUCGGAAAGGAGCCAGGCAGAGAGCACCUCGAUCUCCCGCCGGUGGUGCUCGCUCGCUACGGCAGCGACCCCAAGAAGCGUACCAUCCUCGUCUACGGACACUACGACGUCCAGCCGGCUGAGAAGGAGGAUGGAUGGGCCACCGAGCCCUUCGACCUCACCGUCGACGAGCAAGGACGCAUGUUUGGCCGUGGAAGCACUGACGACAAGGGCCCAGUCCUUGGAUGGAUCAACAUCAUCGACGCCCACAAGCAGGCCGGCGUCGAGUUCCCCGUCAACCUGCUCUGCUGUUUCGAGGGAAUGGAGGAGUUCGGAUCCCUGGGCCUCGAGGAGUUCGUCAAGGCAGAGGGCCCCAAGUACUUCAAGGACACUGAUGCCGUCUGUAUCUCUGACAAUUACUGGCUCGGCACCGAGAAGCCAUGUCUGACCUACGGCCUCCGAGGAUGCAACUACUACUCUCUCACCAUCUCCGGGCCCGGUCAGGACCUGCACAGCGGUGUCUUCGGCGGCACUGCUCACGAGCCCAUGACCGACCUGGUCACCCUCCUCGCUAAGCUCGUUGACUGCCAGGGCAACAUUCUCAUCCCGGGAAUCAAGGAGCUCAUCGCCCCCGUCACCGACGACGAGCAGGGCCUGUACGAUGCCAUAACCUACUCCAUGGACGACUUCCACAUCUCCCUCGGCAGCGAGACCUCCAUCAUGCCCACCAAAGAAGGCACCCUGAUGCGCCGCUGGAGAUUCCCAUCCCUCUCCAUCCACGGUGUAGAGGGUGCCUACUCCGCCCCCGGCUGCAAGACCGUCAUCCCGGCCAAGGUCCUUGGAAAGUUCUCCAUCCGAACGGUCCCCAACAUGCAGAGCGAGGACGUCACCCGUCUCGUCACCGAGUUCAUCAACGCCGAGGCUGCUAAGCUGCAGACCAAGAACAAGAUCGAGGUUGCCCUCAUGCACGACGGAAAGUGUAUCCCAAUCACCCUGACCUUCGAGGAAGCCACGGGCAAGAACGUCCUUCUCCUGCCCAUGGGAAGCUCCACCGACGCUCCUCACUCCAUCAACGAAAAGCUCGACACCCGCAACUACAUCGAGGGAACCAAGCUGCUCGGUGCCUACCUUCACUACGUCGCCGAGGAGCCACUGAACUAA
Molecule: messenger RNA, 1332 nt
Organism: Arthroderma uncinatum
Lineage: Eukaryota; Fungi; Ascomycota; Eurotiomycetes; Onygenales; Arthrodermataceae
Product: glutamate carboxypeptidase
Exons: 5
Coding region: 1-1332 (443 amino acids)
Biological process (GO): proteolysis
Molecular function (GO): peptidase activity
Source: RefSeq, a predicted model, not a curated record